This is a messenger RNA of Branchiostoma belcheri (Belcher's lancelet), 720 nucleotides long. Its product is annotated as RNA-binding protein 25-like. The transcript is spliced from 2 exons. The coding region runs from base 1 to 720 and encodes 239 amino acids. Lineage: Eukaryota; Metazoa; Chordata; Leptocardii; Amphioxiformes; Branchiostomatidae. The record is from RefSeq and is a predicted model, not a curated record.
AUGCCAAGGCGUAGGAAAGUGCCCAAGACUAAGAGGUUGAGUGCGUGGAAGGCAAAGCAGGAAGUGGAGAGGCUGGCUGAUGAGCAGGAAGCCGAGAUAACAGACCAGGAGCCAGCUGUUGAGCAGGAGGUAGAGCUCAGAGAGGAGGAGCCGUCUGAUGAGCAGGAAGUAGAGGUAACAGGGCAGGGGCCAGCUGUUGAGCAAGAAGUAGAGGUAACAGGGGCCUGGGAGGUUUUGAGCCGUAGGCAGACAAGGAGCAUGUCACGGUGCUGCAGACAAGAAGGUACAGAGGCUUCAGAAGCUGCCAGCAGCAAGAGGAAGAUCACACUGAAUGACAACAAUGAUGAUGACCGGAAAAAGGCCAAACGGGAGAGAGAAAGGAAACGGUACCAAGAAGAUGAGACAUAUGCCCAGGCACAACGGGACAGGAAGAAGACACGGUACCACACUGAUGAAGACCAUGCCCAGGCUGAGCGUGAUAGAAAGAAGGAACGGUACCACGCUGAUCAAGACCAUGCACAGGACAAGCGAGACAAAACGAAGGAGCGUUACCACACUGAUGAAGAGCAUGCGCAGGAGAAGCGAGACCGCGAAAAGGAUAGAUAUCAUACAGAUCCAGAGCAGAGAGAUUUGAAGAAAAGAAAUGUGCAGAUCAACAGAGAAAGAAACCAGAAUUUACCAGAUGUUAAUAAGGCCAUUGAAAAGUUCCAGGUGGAAUGA